Molecule: messenger RNA, 306 nt
Organism: Hirsutella rhossiliensis
Lineage: Eukaryota; Fungi; Ascomycota; Sordariomycetes; Hypocreales; Ophiocordycipitaceae
Product: transcription factor pcc1 domain-containing protein
Exons: 2
Coding region: 1-306 (101 amino acids)
Cellular component (GO): EKC/KEOPS complex
Source: RefSeq, a predicted model, not a curated record
AUGGCCACCACCACCGAUGACGCUCGCUUCCCCUGCUCCCUAGCCCUGCGCAUCCCCCUCCCCGACCCCAGGCUCGCCUCGGCCGCCCUCGACGCUCUGCACGUCGAUGCCGAACUCUCCCCCCUCGUCCGCCGCCACCUCUCCCUCGACGACGCCCGCACCCUGCUCUGCGUCGACUACCAGGCCACCACCAACCGCAUGCUGCGCGUCGCCGUCAACUCCUUCAUGGACAGCGUCAAGCUCGUCCUCGACGUCAUGGAGCACCUCGACGUUGAUGUUUUGGCUCAGCACAGCGUACCGCAUUAA